AUGGAGAUAAAGAGUCAUCUAUACUUUAACGGAAUGGACCAAACAUAUGUCAAGUGGAUUUGGCAUGGAGAAGAAUAUGACUCUAACAAUAAUGUUCCUAAUGAAAGAAAGCAAUUUGAUCAAGUAUUUGAUGACCCUAUAGAGAUGGUGAGAGAUGCAGAUGAACGUUUUGUUGAUAAGCCUGAAGAAUUUUUGAAAUUUUUAGAAGAUGCGGAGAAACCAAUAUUCUCAGGGGCACCUUUGUCAAAAUUGGUUGUUUUAGUAAAACUAUACAACUUAAAAGCUGGUAGUGGUUGGAGUGACACAAGUUUCACAAAGUUAUUAACUUUAUUAAAAGAAAUUUUACCAAAAGACAAUGAAUUGCCUUCCUCGCUUUAUGAAGCAAAAAAAACAUUGUGCACAUUAGGAAUGGAGUAUAGCAAGAUUCACGCUUGUCCAAAUGAUUGCAUUCUAUAUCGAAAUCAAUAUGAGAGUGCAACUGAGUGCCCUGUAUGUAAAACAUCUAGAUGGAAAAAAAAUAAGAACAACAAAGAAUGUAAGAAAGGGAUUCCAGCAAAAGUAUUGUGGUAUUUGCCGCCAAUACCUAGGUUUAUACGUUUGUUUCGAAAUCCUGAACAUGCCGAAAGUCUGCGAUGGCAUGAGGAUGGAAGGAUCAAAGAUGACAAAUUGCGCCAUCCAGCUGAUUCCCCAGCUUGGAAAGAGGUGGAUGAACUAUGGCCUCAAAUAAGAGAAGAUCCUAGAAACCUUCGACUUGGUCUUUCUGCUGAUGGCAUCAAUCCAUUCAGCAAUAUGAGCUCAUCUUACAGUUGUUGGCCAGUGAUUCUAUGUAUUUACAAUCUUCCUCCUUUGUUGUGUAUGAAAAGAAGAUUCACAAUGUUAACUUUGUUGAUAUCAGGUCCCAAGCAAUCCGGAAAUGAUAUAGAUAUCUAUUUAGCACCAUUGAUAGAUGACUUGAAGGUGUUGUGGAACGGAAUUGAUUGUUAUGAUUCUUUUAAAAAAGAAAAUUUUAUACUUAGAGGUGUACUCUUAUGGACAAUCAAUGAUUUUCCUGCUUAUGGUAAUUUAUCAGGAUGUUUUGUGAAAGGAUAUAAAGGAUGUCCAAUAUGCGGUGAACAAACAAGCGCCACAAGAUUAGAACAUUGUAGGAAGAUGUGUUAUAUGGGUCAUAGAAGGUUUCUACCAGAAAAGCAUUAUUACCGAAAGCAAAAAUUAGCAUUUAAUGGUGAGCAAGAGUUGCGAGAAGCGCCUACACCAAUGACUGGAGAAGCUAUCUACGAAGAGAUUCAUUUUGUUGAAAAUAAAUUUGGUAAGCCUGUGGAAAAGGUCGAUGAAAAUGUAGAGACAAAGGGGAAAAAGAAAGGCAAAUGUAAAACAAACAUCAAACGAAAGCGCAAUAAGAAAGACCAAUUAGCCGAAGAUUCAAAGAAUACUACAUGUUGGAAAAAGAAGUCAAUUUUCUUUGAAUUGGAGUAUUGGAGACAUUUGUUAGUAAGACAUAAUCUUGACGUCAUGCACAUUGAGAAAAACAUAUGUGAUAGUUUGAUCGGAACCUUACUUAAUAUUCCUGGGAAAACUAAGGACAGUAUCUAUGCUCGUAAAGACCUUGUGUUAAUGUCUGAAUCAAAAAAAGAUUUGGCACCUGAAACAGGUGAAAGAAGAACAUAUUUACCUCCUGCUUGUUACACCUUGAAGAAAGAUGAGAAGCGUAAACUUUGUGAAACUUUGGCAAAUGUUAAGGUUCCAGAUGGGUAUUCAUCAAAUAUUCGUAAUUUAGUAUCUUUGAAAGAUUGUAGACUAAUCAGUCUUAAAUCUCAUGAUUGUCAUGUAUUAAUGCAACAGUUACUUCCAAUUGCUAUUCGGGGAUCACUAAACAAACAUGUUAGAAAUGCUAUAAUACGAAUGUGUUUGUUUUUUAAUGCCAUAUGUUGUAAGGUUGUUGAUGUGUCUAAGUUAGACAAGAUUCAAAUAGAAAUUGCCAAGACCUUGUGCUUAUUUGAGCAAUACUUUCCUCCAUCUUUUUUUGAUAUCAUGGUUCAUUUGGCGGUGCAUCUUGUUAGAGAAGUAAAACUAUGUGGGCCUGUAUGUUUUCGUUGGAUGUAUCCAUUUGAAAGAUUGAUGAAAGUUUACAAAGGUUAUGUUAGAAAUCGAAAUCGUCCAGAGGGUUGUAUAGUUGAGGCUUACAUAGCAGAAGAAGCGGUUGAAUUUUGUACUGAGUAUAUUACUGAUGCAGAAGCGAUUGGUAUUCCCAGAAAGACAAUGAGUGAAGAUGUUAUUGGAAGAGGCAUCAACAAUGGAAGGCUCACCUUAAUCAAAAAAGAAGACUGGGAUGUUGCUCAUCGAAAUGUUCUAGAGAAUACAAUUGAAGUUCAAGCUUACAUAGAAGAACACUUGGAAUAUCUUCAUCGUGAGAAUCGAAGUAAAUCAAGAAAGUGGAUUCAAGAUUACCACCAUCGAACUUUUCAUCAAUGGUUUCGUGAUAGGAUUCAAUCUGAAUUGAGUAUGGAGUUUCACAAAGUAUCUGAAAACUUAAGAUGGAUUUCAUUAGGUCCGACUACAAUGGCAAUUAAGCAUGAUGGAUUUUUCGUAAAUGGUUAUAGAUUUAGUACAAAAGCUCGUGAUGAUGUUAGAGUGACACAAAAUAGCAGUGUAUGUAUUGUUGCAAAAACUCUUCAAUUUGCUUCAGCUCGUGAUAAGAAACCAUUUUAUGGAGAUAUGAAAUUUUAUGGAGUCAUUGAAGAAAUAUGGGAGCUUGAUUAUCGUGAUUUUAGGAUGGCAAUGUUUAAAUGCAAUUGGGUGAUGAUGAUGAUGAUGAUUAUGAGAUUGGCGAACUUCAAACUUUUGAGAAAGAAAUUGGAGAUAUCAAUGAAUUUGAGGGAAUUGAAUCAAUAG
Humulus lupulus (European hop) is the source of this 2889-nucleotide messenger RNA. RefSeq lists its product as uncharacterized. NCBI's taxonomy places the organism in Eukaryota, Viridiplantae, Streptophyta, Magnoliopsida, Rosales, Cannabaceae. The record is from RefSeq and is a predicted model, not a curated record. Bases 1 to 2889 code for a protein of 962 amino acids. The transcript is spliced from 4 exons.